CAGAGGCGAUCGUCGGGGUUCGGCGGGAGCAUCCUAGCCGGGGAACCCCUCACCGCUGGCCGGGGAAUCCUAGGAGCCCAGUACACCCCGAGCUGCGCGCUUUCCCGGGAGUAGAUCGCAGGAGCCAUGUCCGGACUGCGCGCCCUGCUGUGCCUCGGGGCGCUGCUGGCCCGCCAGGGCUCCGCAGGACUCUGGCUCCUUCUGAACCCAUCCCGUGCCAACUUGUCUGUUGGGCCCAACUCUGAGGUCUUGCCUGGCAUACAUCCCGGUGGUCCCGCCCACGUGGAGGUUAACAUCUCAGCCACCGGCACCCUCCCCAACGGCACGCUAUAUGCAGCCAGGGGCUCUCAGGUGGAUUUCAGCUGCUGCAGCGCUGCACAGCCUCCGCCCAAGGUGGAGUGGUGGAUCCAGACCUACAGCAUCCUGGAAUUCUUAGGAAAGAACCUGUCAGCCAACAGCUUCACGCUGAUGCUCAUGUCCCAGAACCUCCAAGGCAACUACACCUGCUCAGCCACCAACGUGCUCAGUGGGAGACAGCGAAAGGUGACCACCGAGCUCCUGGUCUACUGGCCCCCUCCAUCAGCUCCUCAGUGCUCGGUGGAGGUGUCUUCAGAAUCAACUUCCCUGGAACUCGCCUGUAACUGGGACGGGGGAUACCCCGACCCGACCUUCCUGUGGACCGAGGAGCCUGGAGGAAUGAUCGUGGGAAACUCAACGCUGCAGACGCUGAGCCCGGCACAGCUGUCGGAGGGCAAGACGUUCAAAUGCGUUGGGAACCACAUACUGGGACCCGAGUCUGGAGCCAGCUGUGUGGUACAGAUCUCGAGCCCCUUAGUGGCAUCUCAGCCCAUGAGAACUUGCUUCGUGGGGGGCAACGUGACACUCACCUGCCAAGUGAUGGGAGCCAACCCACCUGCGAGGGUCCAGUGGCUGAGGAACCUCACGCAGCCCGAGGCUGCCAUCCAGCCCAGCAGCCGCUACAUCAUCACCCAGCAGGGCCAAAGCUCCUCUCUCACCAUCCACAAUUGCUCCCAGGACCUGGACGGAGGCUUUUACUUCUGCCGGGCCGAGAACCCUGUCGGGGUGAGGGCGGUAGACAUCUGGUUGAGUGUGAAAGAACCUCUGAACAUCGGGGGCAUCGUGGGCACCGUGGUGAGCCUCCUCCUGCUGGGACUGGCUGUUGCUUCAGGCUUCAUGCUGUAUUACAGCCCUGCCUUCUGUUGGAAGGCGGGGAGCACGUUCAGGGGACAGGACAUGGGUGACGUCAUGGUUUUGGUGGAUUCGGAAGAGGAGGAGGAAGAAGAAGAGGAGGAGGAGGAGAAGGAAGAUGUGGCUGAAGAGGUGGAACAGGAGACAAAUGAGACAGAGGAGUUGCCGAAAGGGAUAAGCAAGCAUGGACACAUUCACAGGGUGACUGCUCUGGUCAACGGGAACUUAGACCGCAUGGGGAAUGGACUUCAGGAGUUUCCGUAUGACAGUGAUGGGCCGCAGAGUGACACUGUUCAAGAGGAAGACAAGCCAGUUUGAUGAAGAGGAUGAUUCACUGUCGGUGCUGUCUUGCACGUUCAAUCCGUUUUCGGCAACCUUCUCACCGUGGUGCCCCGGGGAGCUCGUGUUAGAGACUGCUGGGGUCUCCGCGGCACAGACCCUGCAUCUCCCCUUCCAUCUGUCAUCUCCUACUGACUCCAUUUGGUGUGAGUCACCUCAGCGGUGUGAAGUGCACUGAGAAAGGAGCAGCCGGUGCGGAGCACAGCUGCAGAGGCCGUAGUGGUGUCUGAGGGGUCACUUGGCUGUGAUUCCUGGCUCUUUCCCAGGUGAUUGGCUGUGACAGACACUGAUGGGGGACUGGGGUGGGGUGGGGCACUUGGUACCUGUGCACUGUGCCGUUAGUCAAGGUUUGUAGACUGCUUACCCAACAGGAAUAUGGAGGCGAGGAACCUUCCUGGCAGAGGGGAGGUGUCAGCUACCAGAAGGCAGUUGGAUUUGGGCCUGAAGCUUGAAAUCUUUUAUUUUGUGUCUAUUUUCCUAUCUAGACCACCCCUGGAGCAGUACCUACUUUCCAAGCUCCUGAGAGAUGGAGGAGGUAGUUUGGGGUGUAGGAGUGCCUAGUUCCACAGAGCUACUGCAGGGGCCUUCAUUGUAGACUCUCAGCUCCGCCCACCCCAACUAUGCUUUAUUCCCUAGAGAGGAUUGCACCUUUCCUUACAGCCUUCGCGGUGUACAGACAGAGCUGCGUAUGGUCGGUUAUAAAAGCCUAAGUGAUGAACCUAAGGCUGCUCUUUCCUCAUGUCUCCUGUGCUAAGCAAGAGGAACUUUCCCUAAUAGAGCAUCACCUGAUAACAGAACUGGACAGACGGUCCCCCUGGACUCGGUGUCUGUGUCCUGGAAAUGGGAGUAUGUGUUUCCAUCCUACUUACUAGGCCAGUAAGUUUCAAAAGAAAAUAGUGGGUGAUGACGUUAGCUUGGGACAGCUAGGUUCUGGGGCAGCUAGGUUGGGGGAGGGGGGCAAUUUUAUUUUAUUUUAAAAUUUCAUCUAAACAUUCUGAAGUCAGGGAUCUUCGAAGGGUGCAAUAGGCCUGUGCUAACCAUGAAAAUCUGACUUGAAAUUUGCACUCUGUACUCAUGUACAUCUCUUGGGCACAUCCCGCUCAUACAGGACAAGAUCUAAGGCUUGAAGGACUUUUUGACACUGGGGCCCGGCCCGAGAUUUUCCUGUGGAGCUGGUUAACAGAAGUACCUGUGAGAUAUGGGAGGGGCUGUCUGUUCUCUUUGAAUGCAGGGACUAAAGUGAAGAAACCACUGUGUGGUGUGGCCCAUCCUGAGGUCAGGGCACGGAGGAGUCCAUCUGACUGUGAAUUGGGAGCCCUUGAGAAUGGCUGUGACAUGUAGUUCUCUUGCUUAGUGGUGCCACAGCCACUCUGUCAUCUCACAGUGGGACCACGCGGGUUGCCUUCAGUCCUGCGAGCUGGCCUUUCCUUUGAGGCCCGAUGACAAGAGUUCCUGAGUUUGUCCGCGACUCAGAGGCAACUUUAAAAGAGACGUUAGAGGGGAAGUGGCUAGCUGGGAACAUGGUGAAUGUUUGGUGAGACCACUCAGUGCUUCCCAUAGCUUCCUCUUGUGUGCACACCUGGCGGCAGGAAAUAUUUGAGGGCUUUUCCACUAGCCAAUGAGAGCUUCGAGGGGCUUGGUGCCAAAUGCUGUUCUCAAGCCCCGACCACUUAUCACUGUGGAUUUUAUCAGCCUGUGUGCACAUUUAUGAAGUGGCAGUUUGGUUAAGAGCCCAGGCACCAAAGGGCUUUGUCGUAAGGCUUUGUGAAAAACUGGAACCCACAUCCCCUCUUCCCUUUGAUGCAGUCCAUACCCAGAUCUCAAGGCGUAUGUGUUAAACGCCAAAGUACAAUUUGUGCAUUAGUCUUUAAAAAAAAAAUUCUGCAUGUAUUAGUAAACUGAUGAGAUCCACUUGUUAGAACUAGGAAGAAAACCACUUCAUGGUGGUUUUAAUUACAUUGAUUUCCCUCAAAACUGAGGAGUCAUGGGAGACAGGCUGUGCCCUCCUGUGGCUUUGGCAUUGGCUCUGUUUCUCACAGUCGUAGAAGGAAGCAUGUAGGAUAUAGAAGGUGUCUUCUCUGGGUACAGCUUUUAUACAGUAAGUGCCAAUCAAACUUCUCACCACAGGACUGGCUACCAGCUGCUGCAAAGAAAAACUGCAGAUGGGUCAACAUGGUUGACCUUAACCAUUUCGUAGGAAAAAAGUUGGGAGAAAUUAGUUCUAAGGUUAUAAAUUUUUAAGACUUUGGAAUAAAGUUACUUUUU
Mus pahari (shrew mouse) is the source of this 3813-nucleotide messenger RNA. It is a transcript of the gene Vsig10, whose product is annotated as V-set and immunoglobulin domain containing 10. NCBI's taxonomy places the organism in Eukaryota, Metazoa, Chordata, Mammalia, Rodentia, Muridae. The transcript is spliced from 9 exons. Gene Ontology annotation, molecular function: cell adhesion molecule binding. Bases 127 to 1527 code for a protein of 466 amino acids. The record is from RefSeq and is a predicted model, not a curated record. Gene Ontology annotation, biological process: cell-cell adhesion. Gene Ontology annotation, cellular component: cell-cell junction.